Messenger RNA from Panicum virgatum (switchgrass), 1839 nucleotides. RefSeq names its product transcription factor MYC2-like. The transcript has 4 exons. NCBI's taxonomy places the organism in Eukaryota, Viridiplantae, Streptophyta, Magnoliopsida, Poales, Poaceae. Gene Ontology annotation, molecular function: protein dimerization activity. The record is from RefSeq and is a predicted model, not a curated record. The coding region runs from base 334 to 1479 and encodes 381 amino acids.
CCACACAACAACAGCUGGGAGGAAACUAAUAUUUUAUGUAGAUCUAGAGAGAGACAGCGAGAGAGAGUUGUGAGGACGAAAUCAUAGAGGAACAAGGCAAAGGGGGUACAUUGACAAGAGAGAGGGGUAUAUAUCCAAUCCAUAUAUAUGCACCAAACAACAGAGCAAAAUCAUUUUAGCAACACUCCUGCUUGGGUCUUCUUCUCGAUCUCUGCUGGAUGCUCCCGAGUUCAGAUAUGCUAGCUGCAGAGAGGCAUCAUCAUAUAUAGCAUCAGAGAUUUGAGGAGUAGCUUUUCUCUUCCAUCUGCAGAUCUAUAUCGACAUAUAUCAUAUAUGGAGGACUCAAGCACCUUCCUCCAGUGGGCAAUGGACCAGCUGCACCAUCAGCACCCCUCUGCCGCCGCCGCUUCUGCAUACCACGACGGCGCCGGAGAUGGGGAAGUUAUCUUCCCGUCGCUCCAUGCGCUCCGCAGCGGAGCCGGCCAGACCCACUCCCAGUCCCAGCCCGUGGCCGCCAGCGUCCGAGUCCGCGACCUGACAGUGCAGGUGGACCACUUGACCAACAGCUCUAGCUCCGGCGACAGCCCGGGCGCAGGCGGCGCUGCCAUGGACCACGACGCGGCCGCCGGGUGGUCCCCCCACACCGCCCGCUCCAGGACUACCGGCCUUGGCGGCGGCGGCGGCGGCAACAGCUGGCCCGUGAGCUGGAACUUCAGCGCCGUGUCGGCGGAGCCAGCACGCGAGAGCGGUGGGGGCGUCGUCGCGCUGCCAGACGCCGCGGUGCCCGCGAGGGUGGCGCAACUCGCAUCUGCGGGGAGGAGAGGGAGCAGCAGCGCGGCACCCCCUGCUGCUACGGCGCCGGCAUCAUCGUCGCCGGGGCCUGUGCAGGACCACAUCAUCGCGGAGCGGCGGCGGAGGGAGAAGAUCAACCAGCGGUUCAUCGAGCUCUCCACCGUCAUCCCCGGGCUCAAGAAGAUGGACAAGGCAACCAUUCUUGGGGACGCGGCGAAGUACGUGAGGGAGCUGCAGGAGAAGGUCAAGACCCUCGAGGAGGACAGCUCCCACAGCGCCGGCAGCGGCAGCAUCCAGUCGGCGGUGCUCGUGAAGAAGCCGUGCCACCUCCGCGACGACGAGGCCAUGGCGAUCAGCAAUAAAGGUGGCGGCUCCGGCGGUGUACAGCCGCCGGAGAUCGAGGCACGGCUGUCGGAGAGGAGCGUGCUGCUGCGGAUCCACUGCUACAACGCGAGGGGGCUGCUGGUGAGGGUGAUAUCGGAGGUGGAGCAGAUGCACCUCUCCAUCACCCACACGAACGUCAUGCCCUUCCCCGCCUCCACCGCCAUCAUCACCAUCACAGCCAAGGUGGAGGAGGGGUUCACGGCCACAGUAGAUGAGAUCGUAAGAAGUAUUAACUCCGUGCUGCACCAACAUUACAGCAGCAGUUCUGAAGAAAAAGAGGAUAGAAGAGUAGACCACUGCUAGCUAGCCCUAGCUUAUUUUGGUGAGGGAAAACGCUUAGAAGAGGGUCAUGCGUUUCUCCAUCCUUGUGGUGAAGGACAUCUAAUAAUUGUUGAGCACGCAAGACUCUCUCAUCUGGUGAUAAUAUAAACAACUGAUGGAGAUGAUCAGAUAUAAACUCAUGGUAAGAGAUCACAUUCAUCACGGUGGCAUGCAUCAGCUUGUUUGAUCAAUGACGAGGAUUUCUCAACCACAAGUUGCAAAGUUUCGGUCGAGUCGUACUUGCAUGCAGUUGCUCAAUCAAAAUCACUGAUGAGAGAAUCAAAAUGACCUUUUGCUUCAUAUGUCCAAUGAGACACAUGUUGUUUUCCCAAAAAAAAAAAA